Molecule: messenger RNA, 762 nt
Organism: Capronia coronata CBS 617.96
Lineage: Eukaryota; Fungi; Ascomycota; Eurotiomycetes; Chaetothyriales; Herpotrichiellaceae
Exons: 1
Coding region: 1-762 (253 amino acids)
Source: RefSeq, a predicted model, not a curated record
AUGUCCGCACAACCGUCCCCUUCAUCGGCAACGGGUGGUUCUUCCACCGCCCCUGCUACUUCUACUACUACCCACCGCGGCCCCCCCGACGCCGAAGCCAUCAAAACCCGAAUCAUCAAACACAUGAACGCAGACCACUCACUCUCCCUGCGCCUCUAUCUAGCCCAAUACGCCCACGUCCCCCUACCAGGCACCACUCCCGCCGAACUCGUCGACAUCACGCUGGAGCAUAUGAUCAUCACCUCCGCGUACGGGCGCCACAUCAUCCCGCUGGACCCGCCGAUGAAGUCGCUCCUCGAAGCCCGUGAACGCCUGGUCACCAUGCACACGGCGUGUCUGGCCAGUCUGGAUCUCAGCGACGUCGUGGUCGACCGCUACGUCCCGCCGCAGCGGCUGUGGCAGUGGUUCGUGUGCGGCGUGUGUCUGCUGAUCUUUGCGACGUUUCCGUUCCGCGACCAGCUCCGCCCGGAGUCCGGGUCGCUGAUUGCGCGCGCCUGGUCGGUCAAUGGCACGGCCCCGGCGUUGGCUAGGUUGUGUUAUGCUGUCCAGCCGGGCGUUUUGGGGUUCAUGGUCAUCGUGCAUGUCUUGGAGGCGGUGUGGUUCGCUAGGACGAAGUUGAGGAGACAUUGGGUUGAGGCGGGGUCGGCGGUUUGGUGGGCUUGGAUUGGGGAUUGUUUGCUGGAAGGGGUGGGGUGUUUGAAGAGAUUUGAUGGAGUGGUGGGUGUUAAGGCGAAGGCUAAGGGAGGGGAGAAGAGUCAUUGA